AUGAUGCUGGAGCUUCCGCCGGAGUUCCGGCUAAUCAUCCUCUACCUGGUCCUUUUUAUAGCAACAAUGCUCCUAGGAGCGUCGCUGCCUGGUCCUGCUGCGGACAAUGUCUUGGUGACGUUGGCAAAGGGCAUCGAGGCGCUUCUUCAACAACAGCAGCAGGGUUCAAGAGGUGAUCGACCAGAGACAGUGAAGCCGGGGAUAACAGAACUACCACAUCUUCCAGAGUACCAGCCGGCUACGGGGUCGAUAGAUUUGCUACACUGGCUUACCCACAUCGCCCCGAUCAUGGAGGAUCUUUCGGAUACCAGCUUCGCUUGGUGGCAGGAGACGACCAAGGAUGCCUUAUCGUGGUAUGGCCAGUAUUCAGCCUCGACGCCGUUAGCUAGACUGCAGUUGAAGCCCAGACCCUCAAGCGUUUUGAAACCUGAGUGGGCCCGUGUGGAACGACGGGCGACGGCGAUGAUGUUGAGUGCAGUGCCCAAGGCCAUCCGCGAGGAGAUCAUUGCCCACGGCCAGGUGUCAACGCUGGAUUUGCUGUGCAAACUUUAUUCAGUGUAUCAACCAGGGAACCUCCAGGAGAAGACCUUGGUUUUGAAGAUGCUGGAGCAGCCAGAGGAGUGCACAUCGGCACUUCAAGCUGUUGAGGGCCUCAGGCGUUGGAGCUUGUGGCGGAGGCGGGCGGCUUCGCUUGGAAUGGCUGAGCCGGAUGCGUCGGUCCUAGUGCGGGGGCUCGACAAGAUCACUGGCUUGAUCAUAAAGGGCAGUGGUGAGCUGGCUUUCAGAGUGAGCUUGAUACGGAGCACCCUGCAGGUGGAUGUAAGCCCCUCAUCGUCAACGGUGACGACGUUCCUUCAGCAUCUGCAAGCCGAGAUGGAGCAGCAGGCCAGAUUGGGAGCGUCCAAGGGUGCUGCAGACAAUCAGGUACCCUCACACGUGGGCUUUGUUGGAGAAGGGAGCCCGCCAGAAGAAGUGUCUGUGUUGUGGUUCAACAGCACACAAGGUGCGGGAGAAACAGGUUCCACCUCGCCGACGGCUUCAUCGCCGAGCGCAAAUCAGAGGAAGGUGAACUUUGAAGAGGAUGGUGUGAUCCAGGCCAAGGUCCUCCGCGCGUUAAAGGAGCUCCAGGGGGUGAUUGUGCCACUUGGGCGAGUGAUAACGACCCUGGGCUACAGGCUUUGUUGGACUUCGGAGAAGUGUGAGUUGAUUGGUCCUGAAGGAGAUUCGCUUCCCUUGGUGGUGAAGAACGGAUGCCCGGAGGUCAGUGAGCGAGUAGCUCAACACCUCAUCCAGCAGCUCGAGGCUCAGGAGCUUCCUCGUCUUGAAGAUGCCACCCAGUCCUCAGUGAAGGCUGUUCAAGGCUUAAAGGCUAGCUGGUGGUCGUACCUUAGGGAGUAUGUGAAGGGUGGCAGCGUGCUGGACGGGGUUUCUGCAGUUGACAAAGCGGAAUUCUUGGACUUCAAACAGAUUGUGAAGGACCAGAUGGUGACAAGGAGGCCUAAGCUUGGAAUCUGGGAACUCCUCAAGGGCGUGAACAUCAACAGACGAGCUCGAAAGCGCCUUCUGCGAGCCUCAGGUUGGAUUAUACGGUGGGACCCACCUUCGGUUGAAAAGACGAGGGACCCCCACAAGCAUUUGGCCUUCAUUGGAUCCUUUGUCUAUGUGAACUUGAACACCAUGUUGGUUGAGAAUGAGUACCACAACGUAUGGUCGGUAAUCCAGUGGGGUGCCAUGGAAGGAAAAAUCAGCGCUAUUGUGGCUAGAGACUGUUGCCCCCGGCCAUUGGACCAAGCUGUUGCAGGACCUCACCGGAGCAAGGUCCACUACCUCCACGCCUUGUCUUCCGCAGCUCGUGAUCUACAUGGAGGAGAAUCAGUGAAGCUGUAUGUCGAGGAUUACAAAGCCCAUCCCUCAGAUUCCCUGGCUUAUUUCAUGGAGAUGGGCCUCGUUGAUGUGUCCGUCGAUGAUUUCGACGAAAGGAACAGUGCAGCGGGACAUCAGCACCGCUCUACGUUGCACCCCAUGGCCUACAGUUUGAGCGUGGAUGUGGUUGGACCACUCAAGGGAUAUGGACGGUCUCCGGACGGGAAGUUUUUCAAGUACUUUGUGAUUGGAGCCCUGAGGAUUCCGCGCGUCGAAGGUGCACAUGGUCAUGGGGAAGUUCGAGGGUAUCCUCUACCUCCUGAGGAACCCGAGGAGGAGGUCAUCUCAGAUGAUGAGGACGCUGAUGUUGAUCCACCUGAUGGUGCAGGCGUUGGUUUGGAAGAUGUUGACAAGGAAGAGAAGCAAUGGGAGGAGCUGAAGGCCGCGUUCAAGAAGCCAUUGCUUACAACGACGCUCUACUUUGCGGUGCCUGUAAACAACAAGAGGGCGGCUACAAUGCUACCUGCAGUGCAAAAGAUCGUGACGGAUGUGAAGGCCCUCGGCUAUCCCGUCACGCGAAUUCAUUCGGACCGUGGAGGUGAGUUUCGGGGAAACUUGGUGCGAAAGUGGGCAUUGGCAAGUGGAAUGUGGCCAACUACAACCUCAGGCUCUGAUUCGGCGGCGAAUGGUGUGGCUGAGUCGGGAGUUCGAUACCUGAAGCGUCGUGCCCGCAUCUUGUUGGAUAGUGCGGGCGUGGACAAGUCCAAUUGGCCAACCGCUGUCCAGUACGCUGCGGCCCAGCAGCGUUAUGAGCAGCUCGGAGAGCUGUCUCCAUUGCCGGUUGCUUAUGGUUCCAAGGUGUAUGUGAAGACAAAGCGCUACAAGACAGGUGCGGUGGAGGACUUUGGACCACACUGGACCAGAGGACGGUAUGUUGGACCGUCGUCUGAUAUUCGGGGGGGACAUGUGAUCCUCAAGGAGUCUGGAACCUUCAUUCAGACCACCCACGUUCGGGUUACUACAGACCCACCUUCAUUGGAGGAGGUGACACCAACGAUUGUUGUUGAGCCCGAUGAACCUUCAGAACCACCUGAUGAUAAACCUCCUCUACCACCACCUGCUGUUCCACCACGACGUGUGCGUGAGAAACGACCUGGUGUUGCUAAAGCGGAUGGGUUCUACCAGGAACGGGAGCAACUACCUCAUGAACUACUAGCCCCGGGAGAACACCAGGAACCGGAGCCCCAGGUGAUGUACAUGCGGCCCAAGGAGAUACAGUAUGUUGAGGUUGUGGCGCAGCAGCUGUGUGAAGCUGAAAAGUAUACCGAGAAGGACUGUGCACGUCUACUUGCAUUGUUUGCCGGCACUUGCGGAAACCUCAAGGUACCUCGUGCCCCCGAAGGCACGGGUAUGAUCCUGGGUGCCUUUGUUCAUGGAGGAAACUUUGGAGUUACCAAGUAUGGCCGGGACCUUCCAUGGGUGACAAGGUAUUUCAACUCCUACCUCAUCAAGAAGAUUGGCAAAGCUUGGCCGACAUUGAGGUGUUCUUGGACAACACUGGCCAUUCAGUCAGCUGAGCAGGUCCCAAGACACAGGGAUGUUCACAACGAGCGCGGGACUUACAACUACGUGACCGAGCUGAAGACGAGAACCCUUGAAGGACUAUGGGUCCAAGGUCAAGAUCGGGAACCUCAGGUCAUUGCAGCAGCCAAAUCCCGUGAAUAUGGCUACGAGGAGUAUGAUGGCAAGCUUCAUGAAGGCCAUCUGAUUGAUGUUACAAAAGCCCCGGCGGUGUUUGAUCCGUUGGUCCCCCACGCUUAUGUGAGCGAAAAGAACCUAAAGUGGUUUCUCUCAGCGUAUACACCUCAAGGGGCCUACAAACUUGGUGCAGUGGACAAAGAUUAUUUGGUGUCGUUGAGGUUCCCCUUGGAUCAGGUUGAUCAAGAUGACUCCCCUCCCUGCGGUGCACUGGAAACCAGACCGGUGUCAAAAGCAAUUUCCUUGCCAUCUGAAGAACCAUUGAGUGGAACUCGUGGUGCAGGUGAUGAUGUGGAAGUUGUACCAGCAGGAGAUUGUGAGACGACCAUGUGGGAUUGGGCUAUGUAUGUUGAGGAGGAGAACCAGCCUGACGAGGAGGAGGAAGAGGGUCAUGGGAGCUUUCUAUGUUUGAGAAGAGUGUGUAGCUCAGAUGAUCCGGGCCAGGUGUUUCCGUCUUUGGAGCAGGCAGCAGAGGUGUUGCAGGACUAUGAGAACGCUCAUCUUGGAAGCCAGGAUAUUGAAGAGUGUGUUGAGCACUGGGCGUCAGUUGGAAUGCAUCAGCACCCUCGUCUUGCAAAGCUGGAACCAGAGUACACCGAGGGCAUUGAGGAGAUUAUUCAAAGGGCUGUUGAUGCUCAGGUUCCUCUUCGCCACACUUACAAUGUUAGUCCUCAUGAGGCCAAGGCUGAGAUCCAAAAAUGGCGACCUGCCAUUGCAAAGGAGCUUGGUGUCGUGGAACGUGGUUUCAAGCGGAUUACCGGGAGCGAGGUUGCCAAGCUAAGGGAAACGCACCAAGUACAAGAACUACCGUCGAAGCUUGUGUACACCGUCAAACCCCCGGCUGGAGGUGUUGAUCCUCCAGAAGAAGCUGCAUUUUGCAAGAGAAAGGCUCGGAUUGUUUGCUGUGGUAAUUAUGCUGCAGAAGAUCAAGGUGAACUUUUUGCAGGAGGAGCGGCGGCAGAGAGCUUGCGUUGCGCCCUCACGUAUACCGCCAAAAGGCGGUGGCGGGCCGGCAUCACCGACAUCACUGGAGCAUUUAUGCUCACGCCUUUGCCUACAGGAACCGGGGAGGUCGUCUACAUCAUCAGACCCCCCGCUGCAUUGGUGCAGCUUGGUCUUGCUGACCCGAGUGAAAGAUGGCAGCUCACCCAUGGAAUGUAUGGCCUUCGCCAAAGCCCAAAGCUGUGGUCAGCCUUUCGCGAUGGUGAGAUGAAGAAGAUGAUCAUUGAAGACGAAGACACGUCGUGGACUCUCAAGCAGGGUGAAGCUGAGCCAAACAUGUGGCUCGUCUAUGAGACCGGAGCCCCUUCGGACAAGGAACCGGAGGGUGUCAUCCUUAUCUACGUGGAUGAUAUCUUGCUAUGUGGACCUCUACGACUCGUCCGAGCCCUAUCAAAGGCUAUCCGAGGAACUUGGAAAUCUUCGGAGCUCGAGCUUCUGGAAGCGGACCACGAGAUCAGGUUUUUGGGGUGCGAAAUAGCGGUGUCCGAGGAGUAUGACGCGGUGUUCAUUCAUCAGCGGCCCUACAUUGAGGAGGUUUUACGUCUUCAUGAAACAAGGGAGGUCGAUCAAUCUCCUAUUCAGGCCCCCAAGGACCUCGUGACUUUUGAGGCGUUCGAAAACGAGGAGCCCGGCAGCCCCGAUGAAAUAAAGCAGGCCCAGCGGGCCUGUGGCGAGUUGCUUUGGAUAGCACAGCGUAGCAGCCGUGUCCUUGGCCAAGCCAUCAUCCUCUACGUCUUGGCGAACACGCCAUCUACGUGUACGCAGAGGUUGGAGGAGCUGAUUCAGAUUUGGGGAUUCGUGGAUGUGGUCACGCAGGGUCCACCAGUUGAACCCCUUGCGAUCAACACUUCCAUUGAGCUCUAUGUGAUGAUCUUGGUUCUUGGGAUAGCCAUGGAAUGUGAGUAUUGCUCCUUCAACGAGCCAGAGAACAUCCUCACCAAGGCCCACCUCUACGAAGAGAUCAACGGCAGAUGCAUCUACGCAGGAGUACGAAGGCAAGGCCGCUUCGCAUGUGUCAGUGCUGCCGUGAGAACGAUGGAAGGUCUCUUCGAGAUCGUGGAUAAUUAA
Messenger RNA from Symbiodinium necroappetens, 5691 nucleotides. NCBI's taxonomy places the organism in Eukaryota, Dinophyceae, Suessiales, Symbiodiniaceae. The record is from the annotation of a GenBank genome assembly.